GGAGGAGAGAGGCGGCCUCCACGUUGCGCAAGGGGCGGCGCUGCGGCAGGGUACGCACGGCCUCUACCCAGCUGAAUUCGGCCGCUACUCCAGGCUACCUCUCGGCUCUGCAGCGUGGAAGGCGGAAGGACAUGGCUGGCCAGGUUAUAAAAUGCAAGGCUGCUGUGGCCUGGGAAGCUGGCAAACCUCUUUCUAUAGAGGAAAUCGAAGUUGCACCACCAAAAGCUCAUGAAGUUCGAAUUAAGAUUCUUGCCACUGCUGUUUGCCAUACUGAUGCUUAUACUCUGAGUGGAGCAGAUCCAGAAGGAUAUUUUCCAGUGAUUUUGGGACAUGAAGGAGCUGGAAUUGUGGAGAGUGUUGGUGAAGGAGUAACUAAGCUUCAACCAGGUGACACUGUCAUCCCACUUUACAUCCCACAGUGUGGAGAAUGCAAAUUUUGUAAGAAUCCUAAAACAAACCUUUGCCAGAAGAUAAGAGUUACCCAAGGGAAAGGAUUGAUGCCUGAUAAUACAAGCCGGUUUACCUGUAAAGGGAAGCAAAUUUUUCAUUUCAUGGGGACCAGCACAUUUUCUGAAUACACAGUGGUGGCUGAUAUUUCUGUGGCUAAAAUUGAUCCUUUGGCCCCUCUGGAUAAAGUUUGCCUGCUGGGUUGUGGCAUUUCAACUGGUUAUGGUGCUGCUAUCAACACUGCCAAGGUGGAGCCUGGUUCUACGUGUGCCAUCUUUGGCCUGGGAGGUGUUGGCUUGGCUGUGAUCAUGGGCUGCAAGGUGGCAGGGGCUUCCCGCAUCAUUGGGGUAGAUAUCAACAAAGACAAAUUUGCAAAGGCUAAGGAGUUUGGAGCCACCGAAUGUAUUAACCCUCAAGAUUUCAAGAAGCCAAUCCAGGAAGUGCUGGUAGAAAUGACUGAUGGUGGAGUUGACUUUUCUUUUGAAUGUAUUGGUAAUGUUGGAGUCAUGCGAGCAGCCCUGGAAGCUUGCCACAAAGGAUGGGGAGUCAGCGUGGUGGUUGGCGUAGCUGCUUCAGGUCAGGAGAUCUCCACUCGUCCAUUUCAGCUGGUAACGGGCCGUACUUGGAAAGGGACAGCCUUUGGAGGAUGGAAAAGUGUAGAAAGUGUUCCAAAAUUGGUGUCUGAAUACAUGUCAAAGAAGAUUAAAGUUGAUGAAUUUGUGACUCACAACCUGCCUUUUGAACAAAUUAAUGAAGCCUUUGAGUUGAUGCACACAGGAAAGAGCAUUCGAAGUGUGUUGAAGAUGUAAAUGCUGAGAGCAGAAUGUGAUCAUAUCUAAGCUACUUGAGCCUCUCUGUAUUAAUAGACAUAAAGCUGAAGAGUGACGAGCACUUCCUCCUGCUUUAGUUAUCUGAUCUUGUGAAUAAUAAUUUUAUAUAAUUCAUGAUAUAACUGUUGAAUGUCAGUAGGAUCACAGAUCUAUUUUCUCAUCUUUACAGGGAUUUUUAUUGAUCUAAUUAUAGGUUGCUUUGAGAUAAAAUGAUUUCUCCACUGCUGUUUUUGUAAAAGCUUUGUUUUUAUUCUCAUAUCUUGCUAAAGGAGACAUUGUAGUCUAGUGUAUAGAGAAGCAGCCUUAAAAGUUGGAAAUUUUGCUGCUGACAUAUACUAGCUUCAGUGUUUCCAGCAAUUCUUUGACAAUAAAUUACAAAUAAUAAUGAUGGUGGUGGUACUAACUAGCAUUUAUGUAGCAGUUUAAGAUUUACAGGCCACUUAACAAAUAAUCUCAUUUGAUCCUCACAACAACCUGAGAGGUAAGUUAGGAAACUAAGGCAGACAGGUUAAGUGACUUACCCAGGGCUAUACAGCUAGUAAGUGUCUAUGGCAGUAUUUGAACUCUUGUCCUUCUGAUUCCAAAUCUGGUACCCUAUGCACUAUGGAACCACCUGCUUAUUUAGAAAUUUAGAAAGGGCCAUAGAAAUUAUCUAGCCCAAUUCUGAUCCCUUUACAAACGAAGAAACAAAAGUGAUGCAAUGGAGUUAGAGAUUCUGGGUUCAAAUCCCACCUCUGCCAGUGUAUUAGCUAUUAAUCUUGGAUAAGUCAUGUCAGGGCUGGACUAGAUAACCUCUAAGGUCCCUUUAUAAUUAUAUGACCUUUUGAUAAGUUUGAUUUUUAAAUAGGGUGAAGUCAAGGGAUCAAAAUGAACAAGACAUGAAGCUAGUUCCUAAGCCUGCCCCAAUAAAAAUGAAAGAGCUGAAAGGGACCUUGAAGGCCAUCAAUUUCAACUGCCACCUUUUACAUGUGAGGAAACUAAGACACAGUGAAGUUAAUGUUCUCGUGGCUAUUAAGGAUCUGAAUUGGCAUUUGAAUACAGGCAUUUUUAACUUCCAAGUCACAACAACAGCUUAUAGCAGGGACUAAAGUUAUCAUUUAAGUUACUGAAGGUAUCCAAGUGACCUAACCACACUACCAAUAUGGUACCACACCAGCUUUUGAGAUAUGGUCCCCCAAGAUCAAUAGCAGAAAGCUUGUAUUCCUAGUCUGACUUUCCUAAGAUUGAUGGAACAGGGCUUUCUCAAGUCCUUAGCAAGAUUCUUCUUUAAAAAUAUAUGAAGACAUUUUCUACUAGACUCAUUAAAAAUAUUACUGGUGACUGUGUUCCUUUGAUAUAUGUUUCUCACGGCUCACGAACUUGGUUUGGCUUUUUUUUUAAAUUAAGAAUUUAUAAGUAUGCAGAUGGUACUCAAUAGCUGGUAUACUUACUUGCAAGCCAUUCUCUCAAAAUAAAAGAAUUUUUUAGUUAUACUGAAUUAAAACAAAUAUUGGUUCUAUGGGAGGAGUGUUAAUUCAAAGGCAAAUAAAUUUUUUAGUUAUG
Sarcophilus harrisii (Tasmanian devil) is the source of this 2819-nucleotide messenger RNA. Its product is annotated as alcohol dehydrogenase class-3. Bases 132 to 1256 code for a protein of 374 amino acids. Lineage: Eukaryota; Metazoa; Chordata; Mammalia; Dasyuromorphia; Dasyuridae. The transcript has 9 exons. Gene Ontology annotation, molecular function: S-(hydroxymethyl)glutathione dehydrogenase [NAD(P)+] activity; zinc ion binding. Gene Ontology annotation, cellular component: cytosol. Gene Ontology annotation, biological process: formaldehyde catabolic process. The record is from RefSeq and is a predicted model, not a curated record.